Branchiostoma belcheri (Belcher's lancelet) is the source of this 1989-nucleotide messenger RNA. Its product is annotated as 2-amino-3-ketobutyrate coenzyme A ligase, mitochondrial-like. The record is from RefSeq and is a predicted model, not a curated record. The transcript has 9 exons. Lineage: Eukaryota; Metazoa; Chordata; Leptocardii; Amphioxiformes; Branchiostomatidae. The coding region runs from base 1 to 1278 and encodes 425 amino acids. Gene Ontology annotation, molecular function: pyridoxal phosphate binding; glycine C-acetyltransferase activity. Gene Ontology annotation, biological process: L-threonine catabolic process; biosynthetic process.
AUGGCGGCCCUUUACGUGACUGCAGUUCGAACUCUCCGGACUCGGAGCCCGAUUUUCCUCGCCCCUCGGCGAUUCCAGUCCGCUCUGGCCUCCAUGAAGGAGAUCCUGGGUGGUGAGUUGGAGGGUAUCCGCCAGGCCGGGACGUGGAAGACUGAGCGCGUGAUUACCUCUCCGCAGGCAGCCAACAUCACGGUGCAGGGGACCGAGGGGAACAUCCUCAACUUCUGCGCAAACAACUACCUGGGCCUGUCCUCCAAUCCUGAGGUUAUAGCAGCCGGUAAAACAGCGUUAGACACCCAUGGAGCAGGUCUCAGUUCGGUUCGCUUCAUCUGCGGGACACAGGACAUCCACAGGGAGCUGGAGCAGAAGAUAGCAAAAUUCCAUGGAAGGGAGGACGCCAUCCUGUAUAUCAGCUGUUUUGACGCCAACGCGGGGAUUUUCGAGGUCCUGUUGGGACCGGACGACGCGGUGAUCUCAGACGAGCUCAACCACGCCUCGAUCAUCGACGGGAUCCGACUGUGCAAGGCCCAGAGGUUCAGGUACAAACACAAGGACAUGCAGGACCUAGAGUCCAUCCUGCAGCAGACACAGGGCUGUCGGAUGAGACUGGUCGUCACUGACGGCGUGUUCAGCAUGGACGGGAACGUCACCCCGCUGCGGGAGAUCUGUGACCUUGCCGACAAGUACAACUCCAUGACCUUCAUCGACGAGUGCCACGCCACCGGCUUCUUGGGAGCCACUGGGAGGGGAACAGAAGAGUUCCUGGGAGUAGAUGGGAGAUGCACCAUCAUCAACUCUACUCUGGGCAAGGCAUUGGGAGGGGCUGCAGGUGGUUACACCGCAGGACCCAAGGAGCUGGUGACCUUGCUGAGACAGAGGUCGCGACCUUACCUGUUCUCCAACACCCUCCCGCCCCCUGUGGUGGCCUGCGCCAGUAAAGUGUUCGACCUUCUGAUGCAGGGAGAGGCCGACCUGCCAAGGAAAGUGGCCGAGAACACAGCAAGGUUCCGUGAGAAAAUGGUGGCUGCGGGGUUCACCAUUGCCGGGGACAACCACCCCAUCUGCCCGGUGAUGCUGGGCGACGCCCGCCUCGCUUCCGAGAUGUCAGACGCUCUGCUGAAGCGUGGGAUCUACGUGAUUGGCUUCAGCUAUCCGGUGGUUCCGAAGGGCAAGGCGCGAAUCCGUGUCCAGAUCUCCGCUGUGCACAGCUUUGAGGACAUCGACCGAACCGUGGACGCCUUCAUCGACGUGGGGAAACAGUUUGGGGUGGUUUCGUAAUGAGGGAGAACUUUCCCGAUGGCCAAAAUAGAAACCAAACAUAGGCCACACCAAUUUAACUUGUUGGUUCUCGGAUUUUGCAUUGAUAGAUUGAAAAACAACUCAAAAAGAGAAGGGACUUCCUUUAAUUUUUGGGGCCAAAAUAUGAGCAUUUUUGAGUUGAUUCAGAGCCUGAAUUUUUUUUUGCAAAUCAGAAAAAAAUGAAGCGGGAACCAACAAAUUAAAUUGGUGUGGCCUUAUCAAAAUAUAUCAUGUGAAAGUGUAGAGGAAUUGUUUUUAAAAUCAGUGCAAUUGUGGCCUUUUUGGAGCAUAAUACAUGCAGUUAGUCUGCACGCCUACUUAAUAUAUGCCACUGAUUGAAAGACAAUUCUACGCACAAUUCUCUGGAAUUGUGAACUUAAUAGGACCAUUCAGAUACUUCUCAACAAGAGAACUGCAAUUAUUAUCAUGGUACAAUGUGUCUGUCAUCGGCAAGUCAAGUUAAUUUAGCGAACACUUACUAGUAAUCCACAUGCCUGGGAAUUAAAAGAAAUCAAGUAAGGAAUGUCGACAUUUCAGUGAGAAAACCUGUAAAUUGUAAAUGUACGCUGCAGCAUAGACAAACAAGAAAUUAUGCUGUAUAAUGUAUAAACUACGAUGUACUUAAAACAAACUUUGCAGUCUUCCGAGAUUGUUUGAAUGAUCAACCUAUCAAAUAAAUUGGUAGAAAAU